This is a messenger RNA of Clarias gariepinus (North African catfish), 5959 nucleotides long. RefSeq names its product cell adhesion molecule 1b (gene cadm1b). The coding region runs from base 2 to 1270 and encodes 422 amino acids. The transcript is spliced from 11 exons. The record is from RefSeq and is a predicted model, not a curated record. NCBI's taxonomy places the organism in Eukaryota, Metazoa, Chordata, Actinopteri, Siluriformes, Clariidae. Gene Ontology annotation, cellular component: neuron projection; plasma membrane; synapse. Gene Ontology annotation, molecular function: signaling receptor binding. Gene Ontology annotation, biological process: susceptibility to natural killer cell mediated cytotoxicity; cell recognition; detection of stimulus.
CAUGGCGAGCUUGGCGAGCGGAUCUCUCUCUCUUGCACUCCUCACCUGUCUCGCUUUAACAGCUUUUCUGCCUGAAGGAGCUACCCAGAUAAUAACAGCACAGGGUCAGGACCUGGUGACGGUAAACGUGUCAGUGAUCGAGGGCGAAACAGCCACAAUCAGCUGCCGGGUAAACAACAACGACGACUCGGUCAUCCAGCUCCUCAACCCUAACAGACAGACCAUUUACUUUCGAGAUGUCAGACCUCUUAAGGACAGCCGCUUUCAGCUGGUUAACUUCUCUGACAACGAGCUCCGCGUGUCACUGUCCAACGUGACGCUCAUGGACGAGGGAAGAUACGUGUGCCAGCUCUAUACAGAUCCCCCGCAGGAGGCCUACGCUGACAUCACUGUCCUGGUUCCACCAGGCAACCUAAUCAUCGAAUCACGUGAGGAUGUGGUGAGCGAAGGGAAUGAGACUGAGAUAACCUGCACGGCCAUGGGCAGCAAGCCCGCCUCCAGCAUUGUGUGGAUGAAAGGAGAUCAGAUCCUACAAGGUGAGGAAACAGUGGAGGAGACGUAUGACAGGCUGUUCACCGUUACUAGCCGACUCAGGCUCACCGUCUCCAAGGAGGACGAUGGAGUGGCCGUCAUCUGCAUCAUUGACCAUCCAGCUGUGAAGGACUUCCAAGCCCAGAAAUACCUGGAAGUGCAAUAUAAACCAGAGGUAAAGAUUGUGGUGGAGUUUCCAGAAGGCCUGACAAGAGAAGGGGAAAACCUGGAGCUAAGCUGCAUGGCAAAAGGCAAACCUCAGCCUCAUCAAAUUAACUGGUUCAAAGUAGACGAUGAUGUACCCUCCCACGCCGUGAUUACAGGCUCUGAUCUCCUCAUCGAGAACCUCAACAAGUCCUACAACGGGACAUACCGAUGUGUGGCGUCCAACUUAGUGGGGGAAGCAUUUGAUGACUACAUCCUCUAUGUCUAUGAUGUUUUCGUCACAACCCUCUCACCCACUACUACUAUCAUCCACUCUGAUCCUGCCAAAGAUUCCAGAGCAGAUGCGGCGGCACAGAAAAUCGACCACGCCGUCAUCGGCGGAGUCGUCGCGGUGGUUGUAUUCGCCAUGCUCUGUCUGCUCAUCGUUUUGGGACGCUACUUCGCCAGACAUAAAGGUACCUAUUUUACCCAUGAAGCCAAAGGAGCAGACGACGCAGCGGACGCCGACACAGCCAUCAUCAACGCCGAGGGAGGGCAAACCAACACGGACGACAAAAAGGAAUAUUAUAUCUAACUCUGACUCUGUUAGCGUCUCUCCCUGCUGGACAAGAAGUGAGAGUUUGGAAAGGGAAGGGAAGGGGGUGGGGGUUGUAGGGGUUGUGGGGGGUUUAUGGUUAUCAGACUGGAUUUAGACCAGUAAUUUAAAGUAAUUUAACAAAGAGGACAGGAGAGGAAAGAGGAGCAACGCUGCCAUCGAGACUGAAGAGGUGUAGGAUGGAGGAGCUCAAAAGAGAGCUCACGUUUCUGCAACAAGCUUCACUAUCCGACACCUCCCGACGCCUCCGACCGGUGCCAGUUUUGUUCAGUUUUUUCAACAUUCGUGGAAAAAAAAUUGUGCCUUGUUCUAUUUAUUUCGAAAGCACCUACUUCUUGUUCCUGCACCCACGACUUGCUGGCGUUCUGCUGGCUCUCUUAGCAGGCCCAAUCAGACCACGCUUCUCCGACGCCCGCACACCAAACACACACACACACACACACACACACUCCAGUGCUCACGCUGUUCCGCCAGCCAAGCAGAACAAACUCCAUUCGGGGUAUUACAAAUGAUGACAUUUUAGCCUCACAAGAACUGUUUACAUCUUUUUAACGGGUCGGUUCAAAGUGAUUUAUCAAUUCUUUUUCUUCAGCCCCCUCCCCACCCCACCCCACCCAAGCCCCAACCAAUUUCCCCCACCCUACAUAUUAGGUUUUGAGGUGGGUGACAUUGUUGUGACAAACCUGAGCUAAGGUCUGUUGCAGCUCUUUAGUGAUCUUGCAUUAUUUAAUAGCUUUUAUGUAUGUGCAGAUAUCCUGCUUGUGCUAGUUUUUAUUCAUUUUUCGCUGUGUCGUAAAUGGCCACCGGGUAGUUCGAUGACAAUUGCAAUCACGCAUUAAAAAUGAAUGCCAAAGCUAAUAGUAAACUAACCGUGGCUCUAAUACCACUUAUAGAGAGAGAGAUGUGCAGAGAUGCCAACUUUGGAAUUUGUGCAAAAACUCCUGAAAUGUAUCUAUGCUUGUGUUGAAGGCUUUGUGUGGUGCAAGAAAAAUCAUUCACUCUCAUCGGAAGAUUUUGAGUUACAAUCGCAACAACGCCAAAGCCAACCCAAGAAAGCAGAACUAGAACUAGAACUUGUUUGGUUGGGAGGGAGGGACGGCAUACUCUCACUCUCCUGUCAAUCACAGAGACAUUAGCAAACCGUGCAUUUGUAAGCUUGUGUAUGUGGAAGAGCGUAGGUUGCACUUUCAUCUGAGUGUGUUAGGCAGUCUGACCAGCAGGUCAGACACACAAAAAAAAACAACCAAAAAAGACACAAUCGACUGGCUUUAGAUGUCUUAGAGAAAGCACAUGUUAGACUUCACCCUUCCUUGUUGCUACAGUAGCUGUUGUGCGAUAAGAAAAACUGGCUAGUACAUAGAAAGUGACCAGAACCGAUAUGGAAACGAAAAACAACCCACUGUGACUUAAGUAAUAAACAGCUGCUUCACAUUUUUUCCAACUCAAGAGACCACCAUGUUGAUUUUUAUUGGCUGACAGGGUCGAGGCUUGUGAAUUCACAGGACAAAAGUUCGCAUAGAUAAAGUCAGCACGAGGUAAAAUCUCGGGUAAUGUCUUUCACCUCUCACGUCAUUUCCCCUUCAGUGGACUGACCUUUUUGUCCAGCGAAUUUUAUUCUCGCUUGGUCUGACCGCUGCUUUAUCUGAGAAAGCGGAAAAGCAUCAUUUUUCAGAUGGCUCCCAUAUCACCAUAGCAAGAGGUCAAAAAAUCAUAAAUGCUACAGCUACGCUGCACGCGUUGGCACCUCUGGACAUGCUUCAGACUACAAAGCAGCUCUAGUCGAUUCCUCACAUGCUGGCGCCAGGUCUCAGCACUGAAAACCGGUUACUGCUAGUGCUUAGAUAAUAUGUGCUCCCGUGAAAAAAAACAUAGCUGUAAUAUACAGUUGUAAAUUUAGAUUCAUUCUGUAUUUCCUGAGCCGUUUGACACGUGUAUGUGUGUGUGUGUGUGCGUGUGUGUGUGUGCGUGUGUGUGUGGGCCUCCUACCAGCUUAAUAUGUUUAAAACUAAAUUCUUUAUCGGUAACUUUGUAUUCUGUUGUUUAUGUCUCACUGUGGGGGCCUUAUAUAUUUUAUCUUUUUUUCUUUUUUUUUUUUUCUUUUUUGACUCCAUGGUGUUGUUUAUGGUCCGGCAUAGGAUGAGUCUGUAGUAUAGAAUAUAUGAAGUAACAUAGAGCAGUAUUGGAGAAGUUGUACACAUUGGCAAUCUCAUGGCUGCAUAUUAUUUUAUUGGUUGUAGAGUUAUUAUUAUUAUUAUUAUGGGAUGUAGAGGUUUUUUUAUAUAAAAUUAAAAAAUGGUUGAGUUUAUUUAACAGGAUUUUAAAACUGGAAAUUAUUGUGGCAAUUUUACAAAUGGUAAUAUAUUAUUAUGAUAUUUAUGUCUCCUCUCAUAGUCUGCCAGUGUCAAUUUUUGCCUUUGAUCACUGACCUUGCCGUUGGUUUGUACUGUGUUUUCUGGUUUUAUUUGAACGUAUAACUGUUUUCAUGUCAAUUGACUAGCCUGCAUUGCUGAAGAAGUGAAGAGCAGACUGGAAAUAUGUAUUCCGAUAUCUCACAGGGGUGGACAAUCACAGGAUAAGUAGAUGUAGUAUCCAAUAGCUUUAACUAUAAACACAUAGAAGAAAUAUUUCAGAUUUUUACAUUUGGUAUGUUUAUUGCAAAUAAAAGUGCUUGAUGGUGGUGUGGUGCACUUUGUUGCUCUAGUGAGUGCUACAGUACAUAUCCAAAUACCGCAACGGCAGAGGUGCAAUCUGGUUGUUUGUUUUUUAAACACAGAUUUAAUAGCAUGCAUAAAUGCUUUUCAGAAUAAGGAGCUCCAAGGUAUGUGGAAACCAAGCAAUUCUAUAGCAAAGGCUCCAUACAGUGGUAACUUGGUAUACAAAUUUUAUUUAAGUCCUUAAGGCAAAAUUUCGUAUUGUGAAACGCAUUUUCCCAUCAGUAAUAAUGUUAAAUGCAGAUAAUCUGUUCCAACCACUUAAAAAAUAUUACCAAUAUUACCAAUUUGCAACACUAUUAUCAUGUUUUUGCAUAUAAAAACAAUCAAAACAUUUAGAAAAGACAUGUAAAUGAAGUAUGGAAUGAAAUAAAUAGACAUUUAACCUCUCUUAACCAUAAUUUAUGAUUCCUCUUGGCACCGGCUGAUUGAAAACAGGAACACAAAGUGGCUCUUUUUUCUUCCUGCUACUGUCCUUGCUUAUUGCACAAAAUGCAAACAAACUUACAAAAAAUACGUAAACUUGUUUUACUUGGCUUGCCACUGAGGCAAACAAGCUUUGACGUGUCCUCCACAUAUUCGUCCAACUUACUGUAUGCACACGCGUAGGCGCAAGCCGGCUUAGAAUGGUCGCUCGUAUGCCAAAAAUACUGUGCAUGCCGAGGCAAAUUUCAGUCGAACAUUCUUAAAGCAAACAUGCCAAGGUACCACUGUAUACAGUAACUCAAUGUUUGUAAUGUUUACUUAUGGUUAAAGAUAUAAUGAAAAAAAAUAAAAACUCAAAGCAGACCAACAUACUGUACAGAAACUUGGUGACUUUGUUGAACAAAGUACUUCAUGAUAAUCUUCUUUUUUAUUCUGUAUUAAUGCACUUCAUUAUCCAGCUAGCUCACAAUAGGCUAUUAUAUUGUAAGCUAGUGUGUUUUUUUAUUUUUUUAUUUUGUGUUCGCCAUCAUGUUUAUUCACUUUAUGUUAAAUAUGAGGUUUUAUAUAUCUUAUGUUAGCUGCCAUGUUUGUCUAUGUUUUAUGUUAGCUACUACUUUUUUAUUCUAGACACUUCAAGGCAUCCAGAACAUGCAGCACAUCAGAGCUUUACUUGCCUGGUGGGCUAGCUAACAAAGUUUAUCAUCAGUCCACCCCUGUUUUAUCCUCCAACACUAAAGAAUAUGUUGCACUGAAGCUCGUCAGUGUCUGUCUGUCUACAUUACAGUCCCUGAUAUAAAGGACACUGAUAAGGAGCUUUCAGUGCACCAUACAGUACGUUAUGUUUGUUAUAUAUCUUAUGCUUUGUAAAUUAAAUGGAUAUUGGAAAUGUGAGAAAUUAGAGCUAUAAAAGUCUGCCACAAAGUACCAAAUGUAAAUGGUAGAAGAUAUAGCAUUGGGAAAAGCUGGUUUCCCAAUGUCACUAUCAUUUUAAAAUAUUAAUUCUUCUGUCUCAGGUCUGUGUGUAAAUUCAGUUGAUUGCAUCUCAGGUAGAGUGCAAGAUUUGGGCCCCACAGCAGAAGAACUUCAGAAUUUAUGAACACAUUUACUAUUCGAGAAAGACCCAUCAUGGCUGAGUUAAGCAUUUUGCUCUCACGACAUUACAUCCAAACCCUAACACACAGUGGUGCACUGUUUUAAAUGUGGAGAUUACUUUGUAUAGCUAGAUCGGAUCGUCAUCCUCAUCGUUGUCAUACAUGAUAGCAGGCUUGUGAAAAUGUGAUCUAAAAGUGAAGUUCGAGGUUAUAAUUCAGCAUUUUAGAUCACCUAAUAUAAAAAUCACCCAGUGCAAAGUUGUUCAUUGUUCAGAUCAGUUUUUAUGUCUGAAUUUUGUCACAUCUCUGUAGCUUGUGUUUCGGUGUAACGGGAGAUAUCUACUUGUUCCCAUCUCCAGUUUGUAUUUGAUCAUAAAAUUACAUUUUUAAACAAAUGGAGCAGUACUUGUCUUAAUAAAAAAUAGAUAUAUUCACGUUGA